GCGGAAUCAGGGCGAUUGUGAGAAAAUUAGAGCAUUCACGAGCAUCGCCUUUCUUAGGUAGCGGCACAAAGAUGAACCUAACCUAAUCCUUCGGCCAUAUCCCUGUCCUCCAAAUCAAGCACUGUCAAAACAGAAAUCGUCACCGGCUUCAGCAACACCGCUGUUGGCAACACUAAUCGAAUACAGCUAAAUCAUCGCAAACAUGCCGGUCGAGAAUUUAGAGGAACAAAGUUUGGCUAAAAAUCCAAAUUUACAUUUAGCUCAGUUAAAAUUUUUGCUUUCGUUUGAUGCAACUAACAAUGCCGUUAAAAACGAAUUGCUUCAAGCCAUCGAAGAAAACAAUAUGGCUCCCUUUUAUGCUGAAGUUUGUAGAGAUCUUCAUUGGACAACUAAUGAGGAUUUGAUGUCUCGAAUGACUGAAGCUAAUACUAAACGAUUGAAAAAUUUGGAAGAUGCUAUCGAAGAUGCCGAAAAAAAUCUUAGUGAGAUGGAAGUAAGAGAAGCACACUUAGCAAAAGCAGAAUAUCUCAGUAGUAUUGGUGAUAAGGAAGCUGCACUAGCUGCUUUUAGAAAAACUCAAGAGAAAACAGUUUCAUUAGGACAUCGUCUUGAUUUACUUUUUCAUAUGAUCAGAAUUGGCUUAUUUUAUAUGGAUCACGAUUUGAUUACACGCAACAUAGAUAAAGCAAAGAGCUUGAUAGAGGAAGGUGGCGACUGGGAUCGAAGAAAUAGAUUAAAGGUUUACCAAGGUGUUUACUGUAUGGCCAUAAGAGAUUUCAAGAGUGCCGCAACUUAUUUCUUGGACACAGUAUCAACAUUUACGAGUUAUGAACUUAUGGAUUAUAACACUUUUGUCACUUAUACUGUGUUAUGCAGUAUGAUUUCUCUUCCAAGAGUUGACUUGCGUGAAAAGGUUGUGAAAGGAUCAGAAAUAUUGGAAGUUUUGCACAAUUGUCAAGAUAUGAACAAUUAUUUAUUUUCAUUGUUUAAUUGUCAGUAUGAAAAAUUCUUCAAAAAUUUAGCUAAUGUAGAAACAAUGCUAAAACGGGACAGACUGCUAGCUCCUCACUAUCGUUAUUAUGUACGUGAAAUGCGGAUUUUGGCAUACACACAAUUACUGGAAUCUUACCGAAGUCUCACGCUGCAAUAUAUGGCUGUAGCAUUUGGUGUUAGUGUGGAAUUUAUCGAUAGAGAAUUGGCUAGAUUUAUAGCAGCUGGUAGACUGCAUUGCAAAAUUGACAGUGUUGGAGGAAUUGUAGAAACAAAUAGACCUGAUAGUAAAAAUUAUCAAUAUCAAGCAUGCAUCAAACAAGGCGAUAUACUUCUGAACAGGAUACAAAAAUUAAGUCGAAUUAUUAAUAUGUGAAAUAAUACAAACGGGAGAACAUUCAUUGUUUAUAUAAACUUAUCAUUUAUUUUCCAUUUUGAUAAUUAAUUAGUUAUUACAUUUUCACUGAAUACUAAUGAAAACGUUAUUACCUGUGAAAUCAAAAUUUACUGCAAGUUAACAACUAUGUUUUUACUCCUCAUUUUUAAUAAAGGUUUGAUUUAUUUUA
Molecule: messenger RNA, 1556 nt
Organism: Centruroides sculpturatus (bark scorpion)
Lineage: Eukaryota; Metazoa; Arthropoda; Arachnida; Scorpiones; Buthidae
Gene: Rpn7
Product: 26S proteasome non-ATPase regulatory subunit 6-like
Exons: 9
Coding region: 203-1366 (387 amino acids)
Biological process (GO): proteasome-mediated ubiquitin-dependent protein catabolic process
Cellular component (GO): proteasome regulatory particle
Molecular function (GO): protein binding
Source: RefSeq, a predicted model, not a curated record